Molecule: messenger RNA, 435 nt
Organism: Pelobates cultripes (western spadefoot toad)
Lineage: Eukaryota; Metazoa; Chordata; Amphibia; Anura; Pelobatidae
Source: the annotation of a GenBank genome assembly
AUGGGCUCCGAAAAAAGGCAAAUAAACCUCGAAAAAGACGACCCAGACAUACAGAAAACCAUUAUGUCGCAACCUAAACAAAAAAGGCAAGCCACCAAAGCCAAAAAACAUAACUUCUUUGGCCAAAAGGCAGCGCCGACCAAACAAACAACCCAGCCGCACCAACAAGAUGGCGGGGAGGAAUCACAUGACGGCAACCCCUUCACCGAACCGGCAGAUCCAACAAUGGAGGAACAGGUCACUAAACAGUUCCUAUUGGAACAAUUAGAAGUAUUCUCCAGCAAAAUGAUGGCUGGCUGGACGGCAGGCCUGUCAGGGCUAAAAAAAGACAUAGGAGAAUUGGGUGCUAGAACCUCCCGCGUGGAGGAAAGAAUGGAGGAGACCCAAGGCGCACACAACCAGCUAGCAGGACAAAAGGAUAAUUUGACCCAUUAG